Molecule: messenger RNA, 5862 nt
Organism: Oryzias latipes (Japanese medaka)
Lineage: Eukaryota; Metazoa; Chordata; Actinopteri; Beloniformes; Adrianichthyidae
Source: RefSeq, a predicted model, not a curated record
CUAGGGCGCUGAAUGGCUCUGUGCAGAUCUCCUGUCAGCUCAGCCGGGCUGGCGGAUAUCCUCUCGCUGCAACAUCUCUUUGUCCGCUCCGUGGCAGAGUCUCCUGUGAAACACCCCCCUCUCCACCUCCUUUGUGGCCCGAUACGGCAGCUGGGGGGUUAAUGUUUCACAGCGGCGCAGGCUAAGAGGCAGGAGUUGUAGCAAAGAGGAGGAGGAGAGCGGCAGAGGUGGGGGCUGGUCCACAGCUGUUGUAGUAGGCAGGGUCUGUUGGGGUAAGAAGCCUGCCUCACUCGCCCUGAAACAAUGGGAGACAUGGCAGCCUCUGCCGACAGCACAGACCUCCAGCCCACAUGCCCAAGGGCAGGCCUGCCGUAGAGCAGCGCAGAGGAAACCGGCUUCCUCGCCACGCUCACAAAGUGACGACACUCCACAAGGAGGGAAAGCGUCGCUCCUCUGCAGCCGGAAAGCAAAAAUGUAAGGUGGUCCCAUUUUUUCCCCCCUUCUUCUUCUUCCUGUGGUGCCUUACUCUUCAUUCUGCUGGGAGGAGAUCUGACAUUCCCUGGAUGGCUGGGAAGAAGAAGGAGCAAGAUGAAAGGGAAGACGAGAGGAGGAGAGAUUUCAGAGUGGGGGCAUGCGGUCCUUGCCGGGCUGGCGUCUGCCAAGUGCUGGUGUCCCCCGAGGGCAGGUUCCUCCGCUCUUGCUCGGUGAGGAGGCAGAGCAGCCGCCAUCCACCAAACUUCCACAGCUGAACUUUUCAACCUCUGCAGUGUUGAUGCUGGGAGGCAGAGGAGCCUGACGGAGGACCGACUUCUCCGGGAGAAACAAAGGGAGAUCCCAACCCCCAGAUGAGAACAAUGUCUGAUGAGACGGAACAGAGAACGUGUGACGUGGACUUUGGGUCGGACGAGGAGGGCGAGGAGGCAGAUGUGGAGUCUUACCUGGAGGACAACAGCAGCGAGCUGGUGGACCGGCUGAGGGAGCUGGAGGCAGAGAAUUCAGCCCUGGUUUUGGCCAAUGAGAGUCAGAGAGAAGCUUAUGAGAGAUGUUUGGAUGAGGUGGCUAACCAUGUGGUGCAGGCUCUGCUCAAUCAGAAGGAUCUGAGAGAGGAGUGCAUCAAGCUGAAAAUGCUGGUGUUUGAUCUGGAGAGACAGAACCGAGCGCUCUGCGAGCUCUUUCAGCAGAAGCUGCCCAACCACCCCACUGCCCACUACCAGGUCCAGGCGGGACCCCUCCCAGACUACAAUACACAGCCACACAAUGAAUCGGCCAAGCAGGUGGAGCCUUCGCAGACCGAAGCACAGGCCAAGGGGAACGGCUUCUGCACGCAGCACGUUUCUCCGGGCCCCCGUGCUCCCGCCGCCUCCAUGGAGGCCCUGUCUCCCUUCUUCAAGAAGAAAGCACACAUCCUGGAGGUCCUGCGCAAGAUGGAGGAGACGGACCCUCUGAAGUUCCACCCGUCCACCGCCAGCCUGUCUUUCUGCGACUACAGUCAGGUGUUGAUGUCGACAGAAGCGGUGCUGGCGACAGCGGACCCCCUCCCCCGGCCGUGCAAAUCCCACCUCACGCACUGCCGCUGCUCCUGCUCUGAGACCGACUCACACCAGCAUUUCAACGGCGACGGGGCGGUCAAGUGCGACGGGGGGAACGCGUGGUGUUCACACUGCAAACGGAGCCCGGACAGCCCCCCAAAGCCCUGCGGCCAUGUCUGUAGUCCUUCAAAAGCCAGCCAGAGCCAUGUGGUUCCUGCUGCUGCUGCUCUGGGCGAAUGUCACAGUAAGACCAGAGCGCCACAGUCUGUAGCCCCGUCCAAACCAUGCACUGCUAAUGAAGCCCACCAGCUGCUUGCAGCCGCACACUCCUCCACCUCAGAACCGCUCUGUCGGAAUAAGGAGGCAGUAAAGCCAAAGCAGGAUCUGUCAGGGAGCCGUCCAGACGUCUCUGAGGGGCUCUCUGCCUCCUCGCAAACACCUGGCUCUGGGAAGGAGAGCAUGCAAGCAACCCAUUGUGACGCGGGGACCAGCGACGGAAUUUACAACGGCACCGAAACCAGUGACCCCUCAGCCUUUUCUGAGAAGGACGGCACAGAAAUGGAGGCCUCCUCUACCAGGGCCUCUGCGUCCGUUAGCCCAAGCCCCUCCUGCCUCAGUGACGUCAAGGCAGCCGCCAUCAACUCGCCGUCCAAGCUGCUGAAGUUCCUCAAGAUUCCCUCCAUCGGGGAGAAGUCUCAGGCUCCGCCCCCAGCCGUCCGUUUGAGCCCCCAACUCACUCGCAACUCCCGGAUCCCCUGCCGAACCAACAACUACGAGGUCUACCACUCCCCAGUUCCCACACGCAAAGCUACGACCACGGAGAGGUGCAGGCAGCCCCCUACCCCGCCAGCCAGGUCCGAGUCCUAUCCCGCCACCCACUCUGCUCCGACCUCGCCGCCGCAGUCGGAAGAGGCCUGCUCCCUCCCCACUAAAGAAAUAAGCUACAGCAGCUUCUCUGCAUCUAAAGACAGCGCGGGAUCAAAGUCAGGAGCCUGCUGCUCGCCAAAAGUUCCUCAAAAAGUCCCUCAUUAUGAGAACGUGUGCGAGGUAUCCAGAGCAGAGGACACGGGCCCCGCCCACGGCAAAAGAACCACACUUCCUGCUCAGGCAAAGCCCAACGGGGCAGAGAGGAAGCUGGUCAAGUCGUUGCCAGAAAGCGUCAUGCACCCUUCUCCUCAGCGAAAACAGUCCUCCUCUUCGUCGGAGUCCACUUCGGACGAGGAAGAGGAUUCUGACAGCCCGGUGUGGGUGAACCAUCACAGUCUGCCCCCCUCGGCUGUCCUCAGCAAAGCUCAGAACAGGGCCGACUAUCCCCGGAUGAGAGAGAAGCAGGAGGCGGACAUGAGGGACGCCGGCGGUCCGAGCUCCGAGGUUACCCAGCCUGCCCCUCCCUCCAGGAGGAGUGACUGCUCCUCCAUUCCUAAAAGGCCUGCAGGUGGUGCGGCGCGGGGCCAGACCGACUCCAGUCACCACGCUUUCAAGGACAGACUGGCUGCGCUGGGGAAGCUGAGGAGCUCUGAGGAUUUACAGGCCAGCGCCAAGUCGGUGGACACGAACGAGGGCGCGUGUGCCGAGGAACGAAGCAAAGCGGUGGAGAGGCCCGCCGUGGUCCAAAGGGACGAGCAGAGGCUUUCCAAAUAUGCCGACUGUUUGGAGGGAAAAGCUAAAGGUGGCGCUGGUUUGAAGCAUCCAGCUCCGUCCCAGCUGUACGAACAGGCGCUAAAGCAGCAGUCCUGCGGUCCGGCGAAGCAGGAGCCGUGUCCAACCAAGCUAGACGUUUCCAGGAGCAAAAUCGGUUUGCUGUCCCCCAAUGCAGACGCUCCGCUGGUGCUGCGCAACAACAUGAAGUGUCCCGGCUCCCUCAACCUGCCUUAUAAUGUUAAACCCGGUGUGAGCACUCACAGCAGCAGCAGCAGCCCCAACAAAAUCCCCCAGAAGUCUCCGUCCAAGCCGUGUCAGGGCCCCUCUGUGCACAGAGGAGGGAAGCCCCCCGAGACUCCACGCUACUCCUCUAAAUCCGAGGAGAGGAUCAAGAUUGGAGGGAAAGGGAAAAAGAACCCCAUGUAUGGAGACAGCCUCCCUCCUCCUCCUCCGAGACCUCCUACGUCUGAGGGCGAGAGGUCCCCGCAGCCGGUGCCCAGCCUUCAGUCAGCCAUAGAGCAGAAGGUGAUGAAGGGCAUCGAGGAGAACGUGCUGAAGCUCCAGGAGCAGGACAGAGGAGGCCAGGGGGCGGAAGUCAAGCAGAAAACCUCCAACGGCAUCGCCAGCUGGUUCGGCCUGAAGAAGAGCAAGCUGCCCGCUCUCAGCCGCAAGGCCGACGCCGCCAAAGCCAAGGACGAGAAGAAGGAGUGGAAGAUCAACAUCCCCUCGGUGGGCAGAGACUCUGUGAAGGUCACCUCCAGGUGCAAAGAGGGCGUGGAGGGUCUGAACAUCUCCACCUUGAUGGAGAAGGCUGAAGGGCUGAGGCGGGCCCUGGAGGAGGAGAGGGCCUACGUGGAGAGGUCGGGCAGGGGCCACUCCUGCGAGGUGGUGAUGGACCAGGCCCAGGGGCAGCUGGCGGUCAUGUACAGGGGGGGCCGCUCCGACAACUUCAUGCAGCAGCUGCUGAACAGGGUGGACGGGAAGGAGGUGAUCAGCAUGCCGCAGCGCCGCCUCUCCUUUGACUGCAAGACCUCCAAAGCCGUCUUCACCCAGCAGAGCGACGUCAUCAGUCACACCAGCAGUCACAAUGACAUGGAGAAGGGAUCACAGAGAAUCGGCAAGCUGACGUCGGAUGAAAACCUGGCGGAUUCCGUUCACUCUCAGCACUUUGCAGGCUCGGGGGCUUCCACCUACACCCUGGACAGCGGCAUCGGCACCUUCCCCCUCCCGGACUGCAGCAGCAGCGGAACGGGGAGGGGCCUGUCCAAGGCGAGAGGCGGGGCCGAGCAUCACUCCACCGACUCACCGGGAAGGGCCGGGCGGCGAGCCCGCACGCUGGAUCGAGAGCCCACGCCACAGGAGGAGGGCUUCCCGCCACACAAGCAGCUGAUUCCCACCAUUCAGUACGGCUCGGCGCUGGAGGGGAGGGGCUCGGCGGGCGGCGUCCGUGAAGAUAAAGAGGUCCACGGAGCAAAUGUGUUCUCCCCCCGCUCCAAGACGUGGACUUUCCCCAACUUGAAGACCCCUUCAGGACAUGGAGAGGUUUACCUGGCAGUGGAGGAGGAAGAGGAGGAGCCGGUGUCCUACGGGUCACCGUAUCGAGGGGGCGUGAAGGCCGGCGCCCCGUCUUCCAGCCGGGUGGUGGACCCGGGCAGCCUGUCCAUCCCCGCCCAUUCGGGGGGGAGCCGCAGAGGAAAGACUCGCACCCCCAGCGUCCCCGAGAUGAACCGGGAGGCCGGCCUGGAGCUGCUCAGGGAGCGGCCGGAGGAGGCGCUGUCUCCGAGUCGCCCUCAGGUCCUGGAGACCCCGGAGUCCCUGAGCGAUUCUCUGUACGACAGCCUGUCUUCCUGCGGCAGCCAAGGAUGAUGCAGCCCGGAGCGUGGCGCGGGGGGCGUGGCCUCGGGUCGCCUCUCCUCUCCGGAAAACGUGACGAUGAGCUCGGCGCGGAGAAAAAAAGAGCCUGGAGAAGGUUUCCUGGGCUUGUUGCAACUGGAAAGACGGAUCGAUCUCCUCUUCUCAGGAUUUCCAACAAAAACAAGAAGCCAAAAGCCACCAAAUAAAAUAGGUUCUUCACUUUUUCACAGAUGUUGGACUCUGGGAUUCAUGUCGACUCUCAAAACGCAUGGCGAGUUAUGGAUCAGCACAAGAGGUCGACGCCCACGCUCAGAACUGUUUUUGGUUUUCUCUUUCUGGUAGGAAAAUCUCUGUUCGUGCAUCAAGGAAGCUGUGACCAGUAAAGUAGAUGAAGUGCUGUUCUGCAUCCAUACCUCCAUCCCCUUCUGCUAUCAUUUCACCAUUGUAAUGUCUUGGAGAGAGAAAAAAAAAAAAAAAGAGGGCCUAGAUAUAAGAAAAACACCCUUCAUAUCUGUGAUUCUUCAUUAAACUCGUGCAACACAAUGUUCAGUGUAAAAUCAGACCGUUCCUGAAACAUAAUGCAUCUAAAAAGGUAAUAUAUGCCAGCAAUAAUAACAUAGAGAGAAAUGUCUACGCUGAUUGAUAUGUAUUUCUGUUAUUUAUUUAUUUUGAAUGUAUAUCAUCGUUUGCCACGGUCUGGUUUGGUUCAUCUCCUCUGUGGAAACUGCAGUUCAGUCGGGUUCAUAUCUCGGUCAUUUUUUGUUAGCAGAUAGAGAACUGAUGUACGUACUGCCGUUUUUCAACUUUCUAAUUAAAAGGUUUUCAUUUAAAUAUCUGA